GGGGAAGGGAGCGCUCUCACUGGGGAAGGGAGAGCUUCACUGGGGAAGGGGAGAAAGAAGGCGUCAACAGCGAGGAGAGGAAUGCUCGCGGCGGGGCUGCCGCCCGACGUGGCGGCGCUGCUGCCGCGCGGCGCCGCGACACUCGCGCUGAGCUUCUGCCCGAGCGAGGUCCCCGCCGCGGCGGCUGCGCUCCUGAGGGAAGCCGUGGAGGCGCAGCGCGGAGACACGGCGCGGGAAAUGUCAAAGGCAGCACUGGACGUGGCGUGGGAGGGCCUCAACUCUGCGUGCUGGCGCGACGUGAGUGUGGAGUGGCGACGGUUCUAUGCACUGAGCGCCCUCGUAGCGGCUCUGUGGGAGGUCAAGGCUGGGGAAGAAGAGAACCUCAGGGAGGCUGUGCGGUUGUGUGACCUUGGUCUGAUCAUGGGAGUGGCGAUUCUCGAUAACAUCCUCAUGCGACUGGUUGCUGUGCUGCAAAAACGUCUCACUGGACUUAAGAGGUCCCAUGACCGGUUAGACGAUGCGCCAUGUGACCUCAAGCACCCUGAUGCAAAGGUGUGCCGCCUCUCCCCUGAGCGGGCUGUACCGCAGCUCAUGUGCCCAUCCAUUGACACAUUCCGUCGACUGCACUUGCUGCCCGCUGAGCCCGUACUUCUGCAGGACACAGUCUCCCACUGGCCUGCUCUCACCAAGUGGAGCUUGGGUUACCUAGUGCGCAUGGCCGGUUGCCGAACUGUUCCAGUGGAGCUUGGCUCGCGCUACACAGACGCUCAUUGGACUCAGACUCUCAUGACGCUGCAGGAGUUUGUGGAGAAGUACAUCAUUAAUGCGGAGUCCCAACCAACAGUGGGUUACCUGGCUCAACAUGAACUGUUUGAUCAGAUCCCAGAUCUUAGAAAUGAUAUUGUUAUUCCGGACUACUGCUGCGUGUCAGAACGAGAAGGAGGAGAUGACGAAGAGGAGGGAAGCGAAGAGGUCGUGAUCAAUGCAUGGUUCGGCCCUGGCGGCACGGAAAGCCCUUUACACCAUGACCCGCAGCACAACAUUUUGGUGCAGGUAUUUGGACAGAAGUAUGUGCGCCUCUACUCUCCAGAACACACUGACAAGCUGUACCCUCAUCCAUCACACCUGCUGAACAAUACCAGUCAGGUGGACGUGCUUAGGCCCGACACGUGUCAGUUUCCCCGCUUCACCGAGGCCCCGUUCCAGGAGGUGGUGCUGUCCCCCGGAGAUGCACUCUUCAUUCCUCGCAAGCACUGGCACUAUGUAAAUUCACUCAGCCACAGCUUCUCUGUGUCCUUCUGGUGGUCUUGAUCACACACGCACACAAAUGCAAGGGCAUGGACGGGCUACAUCUCGCUUCGUAGGCUGGCAGAGACGGUGCUGUUCAUGGCAAAUACACAGGCCAGAAUGCUAAAGAAUUGGGUUUGUUGUACUAGCACCACUCACAGAUCCCUGUGCUCAUGGUAACACACUGCACCAGGUACUAGGUUUUAUUUAUUUAUAAAGCACCUUGAAUCAAAGAUCUCAGCACUGUACAAGACAAAGCAGAUGAUACCCCACAUGAUAAAUUGUAACUUAUGAAUUGUAAAAUAAAUAUUAAAAGCCAUUUGCUGAAUUACCUCAAAGAUUUAUAAAUGUAAGUGUAUAAAUACGUUUUCAGAUGAGCUUAGGCCGAGUUAUCCUAGCAGCGAUGCAGUGGUUCGUGCAUUGUGCUAUGAACCUAACGACCUGCAUUUGAUUCUCAGCCGCAACUAGCAUAAUUUGUGAGUGAUAUCUGAACCGAUCCUGACCUGCCUUCAACCUGUGCUGACCAGCAUGGUGAAGUAUGAUAAAAACGGCUUCCAUGACUGACAUGGCAUGUGGAGGCCUUCAUCUAGCAGUGGAUUGACAAAGAACUGUAAAUUAUAUUCUAUGGUUCUUUUGGUAAAGUCACGUAGAUAGAAAUAAUAAUAAUAAAUAAAGUGACUAAAAAAUUAUACAAAUAUCACGACGUUUCGAUCGCAACACAAGUGGUCGUCAUCUGAAUAUUCUUUUUUAUUCAUUUUAUUUUUAUUAUUUUAUUGUUAUAAUUUUUUUCUAUCGACGUGACUUAACCGAAAGAACCAUAGAAUGAAUUCCUGCAGUCAAGAAAGUUUUAAGUCAAAAUUUAACUAAAUUAUAUUAUUAAUCGGGGAGGGAGGGUAGUCCAAGCCAAGUUUGUAUGCCAAUUGCCACUGGUAUUGUGACUUUACAAAACCAGUAAUGUUUGCUCUUAUGGAAUUAUUUGUAAGAGUUGAAUGUUAUUCAAUAUAAGCCACAAACAACACCUUGUGGAAGACCGAACACAGAAGAUCCCUGAGUUUCAUCUCCCACGAAGCUCAUGGUCCACCCUAAACUGCAUCUACUGUGCAAACCAUGACAGUUGCAGAUAGCUGAUGCAAAUGGAAAAUAAAAAACUCGUGGUCAUCCAGAACAGACCGUAUAACGUAUAAUGACGCAAUGCCUGAUCCACAAAUAAGAAGGAGACAUCACAGCGGUGAUGACACACUCCGCUACUCCUGACGCAGUUGACUGGCUUGACCACCUGAAUGUGAAAUUGUAGUUGUUGGUCUGCAUCUUCAUCAGCCGUAUGAAAGAAAAAUAUUUGCUGAGUCGGUAGACCCAUGCUGUUAUGCCCUGAAUCCAAAAUGUGCUAACUAUACAAAGUUAUCCACUCUUUCCACCUGUACAGAAGUCUGUUAUCCAGUUGUACAUAAAGGAAACAAUUGAAAAAUUGGUGUUUUUUAUGAUUUAAAGUGUAAUUUUGAUGUGUUGCAUAAUAAACAAGCACACCAUAUUA
Molecule: messenger RNA, 2818 nt
Organism: Lethenteron reissneri (Far Eastern brook lamprey)
Lineage: Eukaryota; Metazoa; Chordata; Hyperoartia; Petromyzontiformes; Petromyzontidae
Product: bifunctional peptidase and arginyl-hydroxylase JMJD5-like
Cellular component (GO): nucleus
Molecular function (GO): histone H3K36 demethylase activity
Source: RefSeq, a predicted model, not a curated record